Molecule: messenger RNA, 8714 nt
Organism: Hippoglossus stenolepis (Pacific halibut)
Lineage: Eukaryota; Metazoa; Chordata; Actinopteri; Pleuronectiformes; Pleuronectidae
Gene: lrch1
Product: leucine-rich repeats and calponin homology (CH) domain containing 1
Exons: 19
Coding region: 143-2380 (745 amino acids)
Molecular function (GO): protein binding
Source: RefSeq, a predicted model, not a curated record
GCGGUGGCGGCAGACAGAGGAAGCAGCAGACCGCUCGGCUCGGCUCGGCUCGGCUCGGUGUGAAGCUCCGCGCUGUGAACGUUAGCUCCGGUGCUCUCACGGAAUUAACCCCCACACGGACCCGGCGGAGAGGGGGAGCAUCAUGGCGACGUUGGGACCGGACUCCGCGGCUCGUCCUCCGCUCGGUUCUCCUCCGUCGACCCAGAAUCUGCCUCCGAACCGCGGCUUGGAACGAGCCCUGGAGGAGGCGGCGGCCAGCGGCGUCCUCAACAUCUGCUCCCGGAAACUGAAGGAGUUCCCCCGGACUGCGACUCAGCACGACCUGAGCGACACGGUGGAGGCAGACUUGUCGAAGAACCGACUGGCAGACGUCCCCUCAGAGGUCUGUCACCUGGUUGCCUUGGAAACACUAAACCUGUAUCACAACUGCAUCAGGACCAUCCCAGACAGCAUCAUCACCCUGCAGUCACUCACCUCCUUAAACCUCAGUCGUAAUCAGCUGGGCUCCCUGCCGGCCUGUCUCUGUGGUUUACCUCUGAGAGUCCUCAACGCCAGCAACAACAAGCUGGUCUGUCUGCCAGAGACCAUCAGACACCUGCACAACCUCAUGGAGCUGGACAUCAGCUGCAAUGAGAUCACGGCUCUUCCUCGUCACAUCGGCAGACUCAAAGCUUUACGAGAACUAAACGUUCGUCGGAACCUCCUCUGCGUCCUGCCAGAAGACCUGGCUGAUCUUCCUCUGGUGAAGUUUGACUUCUCCUGUAACAAGGUCUCCACCAUCCCAGUGUGUUUCAGGAAGAUGAAGCAGCUUCAGUCGCUCCAGUUAGAAAACAACCCACUGCAGAGUCCACCCGCACAGAUCUGUUUAAAGGGAAAAGUUCACAUAUUCAAGUAUCUGAGCAUCGAGGCGUGUCGCAGUGAGAAGAUGCCCGACUCGCUCUACCUGCCCGUCAUAGAGCGACUCAGCCUAUCACGGCCCAGCACCGGCAGUGUGGAGGACAUGGAGCAGCAGAAGAAGCAGGACAGCGACUCAGGAGUCGGCAGCGACAACGGAGACAAGAGACUGUCUGCUACCGAGCCGUCAGACGAGGACAGUCUGAGUCUCAAUGUGCCGAUGAGCCACAUCACAGAGGAGGAGGGAAUCAGUAGAGACGACUCCAGUGAACACAUCAGCUCCUUGACAGCAGAUCCAAACUCCGACUCGGUGCGUCUGAUCGAGGAGAGUCCUACGGAGGCCCUGAAGGACCAGUUUGGCUACAGAGACUCGGCUCUCAGCACUCGCUUCGUCAACUACAUCAAGGGUCGGUCGGCAGCAGACUUCGACGAGCCCCUCAGGAUAGAAGAAGACUCACCGUGGCAAACAAAACAAACGUCGAAGGUCCCCGUGGGCACGGAGCUCCACAUUGACAUGAUCAACCAGCUGAAGGAGGCUGUGGAGCUGCUGCAGGAUCCCAGCAGAGUGACCACGGAGCAGGACGAUCUGUCUGGAGUCCGGCUCUACCCGGUGGAGAUGGUCACAGUGGAGGAGUCCCUCAAUGGUCAGGACAGCGAUGACGGCACCACCACACCAAAGCGACCUCCAGCCGCCGGACACCCAUCCUUCUCCAGUCCGCCGUUUGGACUGAAGCCCCGAUCAGCCCCGCCCUCGCUGCCCUGCUCGCCCCCUCCUUCCUGUCUCGACCCCUCCCUCCUCUCACAGGCCUCGCCCCUCCGUAGAGAUACACCGCGUAGCCAUGACGACGGAGGCUCGCACAGCCGCGUUUUCCUGCGGAGCCACAAGAGUCUGGAGUCUGUGGAUCCUCAGUUCACCAUGAGGAGAAAGAUGGAGCAGCUGAGAGAAGAGCUGGAGCUCAUGGAGCAUCUCAGAGACAGCAUCGAGAGCAGACUGAAGGUCGUCCUUCCUGAAGACCUCGGCUCGUCUCUGAUGGACGGCGUCGUGCUCUGUCAUCUGGCCAAUCACAUUCGUCCUCGCUCAGUCGGCAGCAUCCACGUCCCCUCGCCUGCAGUGCCCAAACUCAGCAUGGCCAAGUGUCGGAGGAAUGUGGAGAACUUCCUGGACGCCUGCAGAAAGAUCGGUGUAGCUCAGUCUUCCCUCUGUUCGCCCUACGACAUCACCCAGUGUCGCCUGCGGCCUGUUCGCGCCACGCUUCGGGCUCUGGUUGCCUUGGAUCCGACCUCCGUGGAAAGGAAACAGGAAGUGGCGAUCUCAGCUUCACACCCUGCGUCCUCCGCGGUGUCAGAGACUCCCUCAUUGGUUUCUGUCACCACUCAAACCCCGCCUCCCGCCUGGCAAAUCUGGGACCUCAUUGGCUCGAGCCUGGUUCACAUCCUCUGCCUCGUUCUGCUCUUUGUGGCCUAUAGCUGGAGCGAGCUGACGUAGCCGUGACAACAGCCUCCUGUCAAUCACCUGCUAGACCCGCCCCGUUUCUGUUCAGGCUCCUCCUCCUUCUUUUUGCUGCAUUUGUGUCACAUGGUAAUAAUCCUGAUCCGAUGUAAACAUGGAUCUUUGUAAUGGUUUGUCUCAGUCAUUCUGGCCGGUCCACAGUCCUGGAGUUCAUCAGGUCGAGUGUGUUUCCGUUUACGGGAUUUUAAAAGUCCAGUGUUUUAUUUAAAAAGUUAUAAAAUCAUCAUAAAAUCCUCUCCGUGCAGUUUUCAGUGGAUCAGCCAAUCAGAAGAGACGCUGACUGCUGCUGUCGCUCAGUUAAAUGUCAACUGGAUCUGGAUCUAAACUUUAGAGCCAGUUUCUGGUGUGAACCUCUGACCCUCUGGUGGCGUCGGGGUCAUCGUCCGGUGCAGCAGCCGUCGAACAUCUUACAUAGAUCAUCACCCCCACUCACCUCCUCUGCUGUGUUCACACUUCUCCUGGAGCUCAGGAGGAGGAAGAGAAAGUGAGUCUCCCUCUUUGUGUUCACACGUGAUCCUCCAGAGAAGAUGCAGAGAACCGAGGAGCUCAGUUCAUCUUCUGAAAGCAUCUGAACACAAAAGUCUCUUUUCCUUUGAUUCUCCAUCGUCGCCUCUUCGACUCGAGCUCUUUUGCAGAUUUUUUGAAAAAUUUGCUAAAGUUUGCUCCAUGUUUGGAUGUUAAAGGAACCUCCGUCGAUGUGAAGGAAAGUUUCUCAAUGUCACGUCAUUCGUCUUUAAAUGAACCGGGACUGUGGAAUUUAAACCUCAUCACACAUGAGCUCAUCUCAGUGAUGAUGAGACAAAACGAACAAAAGCAGAUUUCAUGACACUUGAAUUCAUCUUUAUUUGUGACAUGUGAUAUGAAUGCAGCAUCCCCCUGGUCCUCUGCUCCAUGUUGGGUUUCCUCUUCUGUUGGAAUCAGUCGGCUCACAGACGUCUUUGUGUCUUUGCACAAUAAUCAGACUUUGAAGCUCUGAACCGAAGCCGGAGGCUCAGAGGCUCAGAGGCUUCUUGAAGUGACUCACGUCUGAUCAACAUGUUGGACACAGAGACGUCUGAUCUGUGAUGUUCAGUCUCACCUCUCUGGAGACAGAUGGAGACAGAAGAACUGUCCCUGAGCUACAGUUUGUUACAGUUUCUAACCUGGUGCAGAACUCAGGUUAUUAACACGAGUAGAGAUUAAUACUGUGAACAGUAUUUAGCAGUCGCCUGGUGUCUCUGAGGUGAGAGUUUGACUUGAGCCGUUUUCAGACAUGAACUCAACAAAAUGUCCAGAUAAUGUUGUGUGGACAUGUUGUGUAAUCGGUGUUUGUGAAGCAGCAGCAGCAGGUUGUCGGGUCCGACUCGUUCACACCAACAGGAACAUUCAGGUCGAGGGGCGGAGCCUAAACACGUGUCUCCAUUAGAAUCAUUGAGUUUCUGCUUCAAGUUAAAUCAAGAAUGAAAAUACAGUAAAAACUUCCUCAUCAACUGAUUCUGUCACGUGGGGAUUCUAUUUUCAAAUUCAAUUAGAAUCCAAAUUUACAUGUAUUGUUAUAAUUAAUAUAUAAUAUAAUUCAUAUAAUAAUUUUACUAUAACAACUCAUAUUACUUUGUUUAUAUUUCGAAUAGAAUCAGAAAAUCAGACAGGAAUAAAAAACUCUAUCAUCCUCUGACACCAAGUCUUAGUUUAAGGAUUACAAUCAGAGGUCUGACCUCCAGGUGGCGCCGCUGAGCCCGGUUUUAUCCCAGAGACGUUUUCACGUUCUCUCUGAAUAUGAGACGUUUCACAUGGAACACGUUUAAUGUCCUGAACUGUAAAAGCACACGAGACGUUCGACGGCUCGAGUUGAAGGAGCCUGAAGCCAUAUCUCACUAGUUAUUUAUUAUUUCACUAGUUAUUUAUUAUCUCACUAGUUAUUUAUUAUUUCACUAGUUAUUGAUUAUUUCACUAGUUAUUGAUUAUUUCACUAGUUAUUGAUUAUUUCACUAGUUAUUGAUUAUUUGAUCACUUCCGUCAGGUGGAUGGUUUCAGUCUGAUUCAGGUUGAAUCCUGAAACCGUUUCCAUGAGUCUGAUGUGAUGAGCAGAACACCUGAAGGGCUACACACACUCCAUGAGCCUGAAGUUAGAUAUUAAUCAGUCUUCUUAAUAAAUAGAUGGUUUGAUACAGAUGAUUAACAGAAUAUUUACUGAGAGAAUUAAAAACUGAGGAAUGUGGAUCUUUUCUUUCCUCACUUUGAUGAAGUCCGUUUCCCUGGCAGCUGAUUGGUUCUUUGAGUUUAUUGCGUGUUCACUGAUGUUUCACCGUCACGUUGCAGAACUCGAGCUGAGUAGGAGCUUGUUUCUACGACGACACGCACGAACGUGAUUAUUCCAGUUGUUGAUUUUACUUUCUUCUGCUCACUGACUCUUGCAGUAAACUCUUUCUGUCGUUGCCACAUUCCCUGCACAGAUUCUUUUUUAACUUUGUGCUGAUGUGUGGAUUUUCUGUGUGAGGGAAGUAUUUUUAAGAUCAGUGUAUUUGAACGUGUGAAAGUCUGAGGUAAUAAAUACAGUUUAGGGAUCAAGUGUUGGUUCCAGUGUCUUUGUUUUAAGGUCGAGAUUUUAAAGUUUUAAAUUAAACAUCAAAUUGUUUCCUCUCUUUAUUCAAGAGUGAGAUCUUUCAGUUUUUUUGCUGAUUAAACAAAUGAGAUUUUACAUCUUCAUUAAAGUUGCUCUAGUUUUUUUAACUUCCGAUCUUCGUGCCAAGUAGAAAAGAAACUUCCUUUAAUCUCAGGUUUUCUCAGUUUGUCUUGAGCUGUUUAUAAAUACAUAUAUAAAUAAUAACAUCAUAUUAUUAGCGGCUGUGGCUAGUUCCUGAAAGCAGAGCUGGUUUCUACGAACUCAGAAAGUCUUGUUAGAACAGAUCAGUUGUUUUUUACAUUUAGUUCUUGCAGGAAACCUCCGUGAGUCUAAACCCUGUGUCUGGCCUCUGCUCCUCUACACUCUGGUCUCUGUCCGUCUGUCGUUCUCUUCCUUCCUUCCUUCCUGCUCUGCUCUUCCAGGACCAACUGUGUCUUCCUCACCACAUCCUGGAGGAGAAGGGUCUGAUGAAGGUGAGCGUCAUGGUGCACGCUCUGUUGGACAAGGCCUCCCCCAAACACGCCCUCCUGACGUGAGCGAGCAGAGACGGGCGGAGCUUCCACCGACCAACACGUUCAACAAACGCACGCCGGUAUCGACACGCCGACGCUCCGGCGCCACCUCCGAGGCCGCUCUGCCUCCUUCCCAGUAACAGAGUGUUUUUAUAUAUAUUCAAGGAUGCAAAAUGGUUUUAAACGAACUAAACUGAUUUAUGUACUAAUUCACACGAGGGAACUUCUGGGUGAAUCAGAAUCUAACAAGCAGACAGAUUGAUGGAAGAGCCAGUGUCUGAUUGGACGAUGUAAACCAAUCAUUUCUUCAGGUAAACACGAGAAACACAAACAGCUGAAGGUUAAAAAUACAACAACGAUCAUAUAUAUAUGCAGACGAUCAAUGACUCUAUAUGAAGAUGGAUGAUUCCUCUUCCUCCCACUGAACAGACAUGAAGCCAAAAUAUUUCAGAUGUGGAAACUGACAUCUUUUGAAGUGUUGCCAAAGUCUCAGUCUGUUUUUAAAUAUCAGGAAAUAUAUUAAAACCAAACUUAUCAGAAACAUGAACAUUUGGAAAAUAUUUAUUUCUGGUGUAUUUAGAUUUAUUUAGUUUGAACCAGGUCCUAUGUACUAACAUGGAGGAGGCGGGUUUAUACCGCAGCCGCCCAGCAGGCGGAGAUCCAGAUGUUUUGGCUUCAUGUCGUCCAUCUUAACUUCCAGUCCACAUCAGGACACAGUAUCAGGGCCACUGGGGAAACUUCUCAAGAAUAAAUUCUAAAUUAGUUUGAGGGAAAAAGUUACAUUUUGAUAAAACUCUGAAAAGACCAAGUCAAUAUUUGAGAUUUUAUUUGAUGAGGAAAUAGUUGAAAUGUAAAAUUAUGAUAAAUUCGUAGUUUUACUUCAAUAGUUUGAAAUGAAUUAGUAAUUUUACAAAUGUGGCUUUAGUCUUGUAAAAUACGACUUUCUUCUCUUCAAUUUUGAUUGAUUUUAUUUUCUAAAAUCUUCUUAGUAUAAUGCCAUAUCUUUUAUAUUUCUUUUCAUUUGGUUCUCAUGAUAUGACGUAUUAGUCUUUAAAAUUGUCUAAAUUCAUUCUAAUUAUUCUCAACAACGUGGCCCUAAUACUCUGCCAUACUUAUUUUUAAACGUGGCAUUAAAUCUAAACGAGCACUUUGUCUUUUUUAACAUUUAGUCUGAAACGUUUGUUGCAUCAGGACAAACUUUCUUCUUUCACCUGAUCUGUCGAUUUAUCGUCUCAGUCUCCUGAAGAGAAUUAAACCAAACCAGUUCGAACAUAGAGGGAGAAACGUUUUAGCCACAAUUCUAUUUAAAGAAAAACAUAUUUAUGAUGUAAAGAGAAGCUGAUGAGUUGUUGUAAACAUCCCAAAAAUAUUUUUCUCUAAUAUAUUUUAGGUAAAAGUCUUUGUUUUAUAAAGUGUCUGUGGAGGCGCGAGCUCGUCGCUGCAGCCGCGGCUCCACUUUCAUGUUUCUGGAGUUUUCUCGUCGUCAGAUUUUCACGGAGGGAAAACGAUCCUGAAAGUGUUCGAGGAUCUUUGUCUGUGAAUCUAAAGUUUGUUCACUGCGAGAUGCAUUCAUAAACUUUGUUCAAAUAUCAGCAGCAGCUUCUGCAUCCAAAACGUUUCAUUUGCUUCUCGUGUCUGAGCUUCGACCCUCGACCCUCGAGUCUGAACAUCGUGUGGAAGCUGCACAGUAAAUCUGUUAAAACACUUUUUUCCUCAAACACGAUCAGAGCAGAAAUAAAACGUAACAUUUACACUGGAGCCGGAGACGUCGCCAUUUUUCCUCCGUUCCUCUUCCUGUCGCCAACAUUACCCAGAGUUCAAUGACAUGAUGAAUUAGCCUCCGGGGGCAGCAGACAGUACGUAGUUGCCUCCGGUGUCGACGGACUCUGGAGUUGUGAGUUCGUGACCUCGCACUCGGCCAGAUUCAAAGUUAAAGAGAAAACCUCCUGCGAGGAGUCUACGUGUCCACUAGGUGGCAGAAUUCAUCGUACAUUUCACAGUUGCCAAAACAUUUUCUUCUCUCUUGUGAUAGUUUUUUUUAUUUAAAUGUACAUAUUGUUUAUCACAAGUAUUUCCUGUUGAAUUAAUAUUCAGUAUUUCUUCAUGUUCUGUAUAUUUCACAUCAGCUAAGAUUUCAUAUAAUCCAAAAGUAUUUCAACACUAUGGGCAGCUCGGAGAAACACAAACACACCACGUCGUAAAUAUAUUUCAUAUAUCCGAUAAUAAAUUAGCAUCUGGUAACAGUAUUAUGUUUUUUCUUUUGGCUAAAAUCUGUAAAAUCAUUUUUAUUAAAUCUUGAACGCCUGCUGAAGUCAAAACCAUCGACUGUGAAAACAGAUGGUCGACACGUCUCCACUAACAAACACUGGAAAAACCAGUGAGAUAAGAACGACCUAAAACCACAGAAACAUCUUUGACAAACAUUUAUUUCACGUCUAGAUGGAUUAUUUUUGGUUUGGUCCGUGUCCCAUCUGCUAACAUGGAGGAGGGUUAACGACCGAUACUGCAGCCAGGGGGCGACAGGUUGAGCUGUCAUGUCGUCCAUCUUCAUUUAGGCUGUGGUUAAGUAUCAGGAUCAUCGUGGUAAAACGAGCUGAAAGUGAAAUAACGACGUCACUUAGAUUUUCUGUAAAUCUGUUUCCACGUCUACGUUUUCUACGUUUGUAUAAUCACAGAUUUCACUGACGUAUCCUCGGUGUUUUGGGGAAAAGCAAUAGAAUCAACACAGCUGCUUCCUCCGACAGAAUCUGCACUUUAAACUUUUUAAACUUCUCUAUUUAUAUCUUUGUUUUGGCAACUGAGAAAAUCUUCACUCACCUAAAAUCUGAAGCGAAGGAUCAAACUUUUACAAAUGUGACGCUGAUGUAAAUUGUGUAAAUGUGGUGUGAAAAUCCUGCUGAACACAAAGCAGUGUUGUUCCUGUUUUUUGUAAAUACAGUUGUAAACUGUGCAGAAACGACCUGCGCUCACAUUUUUCUACUUUUCUGACCAGGAGGAAAUUUAUUUUUGGGGUUUGUUGAGAUUUUGAUGUAACGCACCCUUUUGUAACUCUUUGUGAGCCUUUUGUGUAAUUUGUUGUACAGCAACUGAUUUAAAUGCAUGAAAUGUCCCUUUAAUGUCGCCUUAACUGCUGUGAAUACUGUAAAUACUGUAAGUGUUUCUCAUCACUUCAUCAGUAAAGACCUCAUCUGUCAAA